Molecule: messenger RNA, 10857 nt
Organism: Corythoichthys intestinalis (scribbled pipefish)
Lineage: Eukaryota; Metazoa; Chordata; Actinopteri; Syngnathiformes; Syngnathidae
Product: striated muscle preferentially expressed protein kinase-like
Exons: 41
Coding region: 431-9967 (3178 amino acids)
Biological process (GO): protein phosphorylation
Molecular function (GO): protein binding; ATP binding; protein kinase activity
Source: RefSeq, a predicted model, not a curated record
ACGCAAUUGUUCGAAAGUUUUAAGAAGUUUUUAAAUGCUACUUUAUCCAUUAGGAGAAGGUUGCAGCGUUCGGAAACUCUAGGUCGAUUCUCUCACUCCCUCUCUGUCACCUGACAUAGGGGGGAGUCAAAGUCUUGAAAAGGGGCCAUGAUGACUGCUGCUAAUGCUCCAUGAUCCAGGGUGGACUUACACCUGCAGAAGGACACGCAGAGAUGUACUAUUUUCCUCCAUGGAUCUCAUUACUUUAACCCAGGCUUUGCGGGGAUGUCCAAAAGAAUUCGUCUUGGCUUUAAAGACAAAGUCAGUCUCCUGUCGGGUCAUCAUUGGCACGACUUGCGAGUCCAAAGGUGUGAGCGCUGAAGAAGUAUUUGGCAUGAGGUCUGCAACAAGUUCCAUCCUGGUAUAAAGUUCCACCUGAUACAGAGUUCAUAUGGAAUCCAAGAUGGCUGAAGGUGCAGCAUCCAGUACCAGUCAAGACAGCUCACCCAACAGGACCAAAUUUUGUAAUAUGAAAGACCAUAUUGUCCCCGAUCAAGAGCCCAAGCCACCAGUUUUUGUCCGCAAACUUCGCAAGGCUGCGGUGGGAACUGGCUGUGACAUCCGCCUUAGGGUGUCAGUGGCAGGUUUUCCAAAGCCAUCGCUCACCUGGUACCAUAAUGACACUCUGAUGCCUCCCACGGAAACCCAAGACCCAGGAGGAUUGUGGAUACGGGACUGCCGUACGUGGGACGCUGGUUUGUACACCUGCGUGGCUGCCAGUGAGCUGGGGGAGGCCCGCUGCAGUGCUGUCCUUGCCAUCAUGGAUCUUGGAGAAGACUCUGAGACCACAGAGGAUGAGACCACCGAGCCACAGAUGGAACCCAAAGGAGGGCCGGGGAGACACCAAGACAAGACCGCCCGGGGAGGACCCUUAGGUGAAAGGGAUCGGACAAUGGACAAUAACCCUGAUGCUUCUGAUCACCGAGCUCCCCUUCCAGGCUCCUAUGAUCCCAUUGUGGAACGUGAGCUCCGGGCAUUGGGAUCCCGACCACCCGGGCCCAACGUAGAUCCCACAAACCCAUCAAGGAUUCCCGCUGAUGAACAAUCACGUGGGGGUCUUCCAUCUGCACCCUUAGACUCUUCUCAGCCACCUCCCAUCUCGUACACAAACCACCACAGAGCCCCAAUUCAAGACCAGAAUAAACACAGACCUCCAGAUCAGCUUUCUCAGCCUGAGACAGAGCAGGGAUCCAGCGUUAAUAGCACAGCGAGGACCAAACUGGCUUGUGAUGGGCCCAAGUGCUCUGAGACGGUCAAAGCCUUUGAGGCAAGAAGGGCGAGUGUGGAUCUGCCAACAGUUGGAACCACUUCAGAGUUGAAUUAUCACGGAAAAAGCAAGGACGCCACACAAAAGAGAUCAGCCUUCAAGCAACGAGCCUCCUCUUGGGAAGACAAGAUAAGCCACUCCCAGCGGGUUCGGAGCUACCAGAACAAAUUCAGCGAAGAACUGGAAAGGAUCAAAAAGCUUGUGGGGAAAGCAAGUAUUAGAAAGGCGUAUUCAACUGAUCAGGUGCUAACAGGCAAGCCAGAGCCCAGUGCCCCGCAAGUGAUGAAAACUCUUGAGGAGCCAACAAUAAAUGCAGGACCGAUUUGUGAGACCGACAGACCACAAAUGUUAAGUAAAGUUCCUGAAAAGACUAAGCCAAGCACAAAGAUAAACCCAGAGUCUUACUCAACUCAAGGAAGAACGGGGAAUAUUAGGGUUUCCAUGGAGACAGCACUAGUACACCAGUUGCCAGGGCAACCAUUGCCAACAGCCAUAAAGAGCAGACUCACCAGGAAAUUCAUACAGAACUCUCCAAACACUCUGGUUAUCACCUCACCAAAGCAACAGUCUCAUUCAGGCAAAGAAAAGGACAGAUCUCCCAGUCCAAAGGGGAUAAGUGCGUCUCCACUCACAUGCAGGGAAUCCGGGUCACAGUAUCCAACCAAGCCUCCUAGGCUUACACCGUCGCCCACAUCUCAGGUCAGCCCUCUUCUAAAGAAGAGAAAGGAAGAGAAACUGGCCAUUCCCGCCAUCCUGGUGGAAGACAAAACCAUAAAGACUGAAUGCGAUGCAAGCCAAAUGAGGAUUAAUAAAGAGAAAAGUGGUUUUGGAGAAGGUUAUUCAUCAGAUGAUGAGAACGGAAGGAAGGGCCCAACAUUUAGGAUACCUCUUAAGGACACAAUCGCACCUUGUGGCUCACAGGUCACUCUGGCAUGCACCAUUGACAGUCACCCUCCCCCAAAAGACCAAGGCGAAAGACUCGUCAGGGCUCCGGAUGUCAGGACCUAUGCCUGCUACACAGAUGAGGGGAACUUGAGUACACAGGAGGGUGUAACAACACUCAAUGGAGAUGCUUCUUCUCGGACAAAAACUGUCCAUUUCAAAGAGCCGCCUUCUUUCCAGGUGGGGCCAUGUGACCAAGAAGUGAUGGAGGGCCAGGAUGUUGUCAUCUCAGUAAAGGUCACUGGGCAGCCCAAGCCGAUGGUUAACUGGCUAAAAGAUAAGGUUGCAGUCAAGACAGCGGGACGGUUCUCCGUCAAGGAGGAGGGAGGGGCCAGUGAGAUCAGAAUCGUUUCAGCGCAGAGGUCGGAUGCUGGGCUCUAUUCUUGCCAGCUUGUCAGUGAAUGUGGAACAAAACAGGAGGAGUGCAGGGUUGAGGUUAAAGCCGCAUCACAAACCCAGCUGAAAAUCAUUCAAGACGUAAAAGAUCUCAUGAUGGAAGCCGGUGAGUCGGCCAUGUUUGAAUGCCACAUCUCCGGACCACCAGACGUGGAUGUGGAUUGGCUGUCCAAUGGUAAGCUGAUCCAGCCAGCGCUGCUUAACUGCAAGAUGCACUUUGACGGCCGGAGAUGCCGCCUGCUGCUGAAUUCAGUGCACGAAGAUGACAGUGGCACCUACACUUGCAAAUUGAGCACAGCUAAAGAUGAGUUGACCUCCAGUGCAAACCUAAAGGUGACUCCCUCCGAGGAGCCAUUGUUCACCCGUAAGUUGGACGUCCUGGAGGUCAUCGCUGGUCGCACGGCCCGCUUAGACUGCAAGGUGAGCGGGUCACCGGCGCCACAAGUCACCUGGAUGCACUUUGAGUCAAAAGUGGAGGAGAGUGACAAUAUUUGCAUUCUCAGAGAGGGGGGGCGCCAUUCACUUGUCAUCGCCAGCGUCAGCAGUGACACAGAGGGUUUCUACACGGCUGUGGCCCAGAACAUUCAUGGGAAGUCUGAAUGCACGACUGAACUUUACAUCCAAGAGCACAGGGUCACUGUCUCCUCACAUAUGUCCAAACUUGAAAAGAUGCCAUCCAUCCCAGAGGAGCCAGAACAGUUCGAGAAUGAAGUGGUGAAAAGAACAAUGCCAGACUUUGUCAAACCGCUGUCUGAUCUGGAAGUGAUUGAAGGCAAAGAAGCUGUGCUGAACUGCAAGGUAAUGGGCCUACCUGAUCUGGCUAUUACCUGGUACCACAAUGGCAAGCGCAUUGAAAGUACUGACGAACGCAAAAUGACUCAAAACGGGGACAUCCACAGUCUAGUCAUUCAGACUGCUUGUCAUGCUGAUGGUGGCGUCUACAAGGCUGUGAUUGCCAACAAAGUGGGAAAAGCAGCCUGCUACGCACAUUUAUACGUUUCAGAUAUUGUUCCAGAUCCACCUGAUGGCCCUCCGGUCAUAGAGGCUAUCACAGGAAAAACUAUCACCCUCAGUUGGAACAAAUCAAAGAGACUGGAGCCCUCUUACGAUCCUGCUUCUUUGUCAUAUGUGGUCCAGCAGCAGCCUCUGGGCUCCAUUCAGUGGUCCAAUGUGAUAUCCAACUUGAGGGAAACCAGCUGCACCAUCAGCGGCCUUUCUAAGGGGGUGCGCUACGCCUUUAGGAUCCUGGCAUCCACUGGCAAGACACUCAGCAAGCCUUCACCAUCCACUGAUCUGGUCCAGCUCAUUGACAGAGGACCUUAUUUGAGGAAAGCUCCAGUGAUCGUGGAAAAACCUGAUAUUGUGUAUGUGGUUGAGAACCAACCCGUAAACAUCACCAUCACCCUGAACCAUGUACAUGCCACAGUCACGUGGAAAAGGAGGGGUGUUGCACUGGUGAACAAACCAGGGGUGUGUGAGAUGAUCAUGUCAGAUGAUGAUCAACACACCCUGAAACUUCAGCGUCCCAAGGCCUUGGACGUUGGCCAUCUGGUGGUGGUGGCUAGUAACCAGUUUGGCAGCGACCUUUGCACACUGCAGCUGGUCAUGGCAGUUCCGCCAAAGUUUGAAACUAUCAUGGAAGAUGUAGACGUGCAAGCCGGAGAAACUUCCCGCCUGGCUGUUGUAGUCGAAGGGAAACCAGAUCCAGAUAUUCUGUGGUACAAGGAUGAUCAACUUCUCUCCGAGAGCAACUAUUACACCUUUGUGUAUGAUGACCCAGAAUAUUCUCUUGUGAUCCUCAAUGCCCGCACAGAGCACUCUGGUGUGUACACAUGCACAGCAAAAAAUCUUGCCGCGUCCAACUCAUGCAAGGCUGAGCUGACAGUUCACACAGAGCGAAAAGAUUCCAUUGAGCCAAUGGAAGAUGAGGGAACCAUUCUCAGAAAGAUGCGAUGCUUGACCGAUUAUUAUGACCUCCACAAAGAAAUAGGCAGAGGGACAUUUUCCUAUGUAAAGCGAGUGACACAAAAAGUGGGAAAAAAGGAUUUCGCUGCCAAGUUUAUAUCUGCACGUGGAAAAAGGAAAGCAUUGGCAUUGCAAGAGAUGGAACUGCUGUCUGAGCUGGACCACAAGGAGAUCAUUUACUUUCAUGACGCCUUUGAGAAAAAAAAUUUGGUAGUGCUGAUAACGGAGUUGUGUCAUGAGGAACUUUUGGAACGAAUGGCUAGGAAAACUACAGUCACAGAGCUGGAGAUUCGACAAAGUGUUCAACAGGUUUUGGAAGGCCUUCGCUACCUUCAUGAGAAAGACAUUGCCCACCUUGACAUAAAGCCAGAAAAUAUUUUGAUGGCAGAUGCCGGCAGUGACAAGAUCCGCAUUUGCGACUUUGGCAAUGCCAUCAGACUACAGUCAUCUGAGGAGCACUACUGCAAGUAUGGCACACCGGAAUAUGUGGCACCAGAGAUUGUGAACCAAAAUCCAGUCUCCACAGCAACAGACAUAUGGCCAGUUGCAGUCAUUACAUAUCUCUGCCUGACAGGAGUGUCACCAUUCGCUGGUGAAAACGACAGAGCCACAGUGUUAAACAUUCGCAACUACAACGUGGCCUUUGACGAGAGCAUGUUUUCUGAUCUCUGCAAAGAGGCAAAAGGGUUUGUGAUCAAACUCUUGGUGGUGGACCGACUGAGGCCGAGUGCCAUUGAGUGCCUUCGUCAUCCUUGGUUCAAGUCAGAAAGUAACAAGAGCAUCUGCACAACAAGGCUAAAGCAGGUUUUGUCUAGAAGACGAUGGCAGUGCUCCCUCAUCAGUUACAAAUCAAAGAUGGUGAUGCGGACAAUUCCAGAGCUACUUAACGACGCAUCUAGCCAUGUGUCAAUUGCCGUGGCACGACAUUUAAAAGAAGGCUCACCGCCACCUUCAUCAUCCUCCGACUCGGAUGCAGACGUGGAUGAACUACCUUUCAUUCCUAUGCCGCUAUCUAUGUUCUUCUCCGGUUCCAGAGUUUCCCUGAAUGAGAUGCCUGGGGAUGAACAUGUCACAGAGAUUGCUGAUAGAACUAAGGACAACUUUGACACAGCUGGUGUCGAAGGUGUAGCUAGUCAAACGCUUAAAGAUGAAAAACUAGACAAGGAGAUAAUUCAACAGAAGAAAAGAUCUCCACUUAAAAAGGGAUCAAGUACAGAGACAGAUGAGUCUCAGAUAAAAGCAAAAAGAUCUACCAUGAGGAGAGGCAGCUCGGCCGACUCUGCAUUACUCCUCCAUAUGGACCCAGAGGAGAGUGAUACUAAUAAGGCUAAUGAAAUGUGCAGCAAUAACCUGAAAAAGACCGUUUCUCUAGAAUUGCCUAACCGCAGUCCAAGUCCUGGAAUGACAAAGCUAAGCCAGGAGGAUUAUGCCUUAAAGCUGGAGCUCAUGAGACAACGGCUGCUCAGAGGAGGGAGCAUGGAUAAAAAGAUGAGCGGCCUGCGAGGACCCUUAUUUGAAACACUUGGCAUGGAAGAUGAAAGACAGACAGGAUCUCUCGAUCGUAAUCUGAGACGAUUCAGAGCGGGACCAUCCACACUCGUUAGGGCAGCAUCUUCUGAGAAUGCAGGACAGGACACACCAAAAACCAAGGUUUUUCAAAAAAGUUCUUCUUUCACUCAAGAAGAUUCUGAACCAAUGCCUCUUCAUCGUAGGUAUGGAGCUCCCUUAGAAAUCCCAUCUGUAAGCAUAGGCAGCAUUGAAGGAAAGAAACUUCAGGAGGCAACAUCCAUGUCUGCCCUCACAGAACAAACAGCGAUGGAGUCACCCACACGGCGCACCUCAUUUAUAUACCCAGCAGAACUAGUGGACCAACGGCAAAAACUGAACAAUCGAGAGAAAAGGACCAACAAAGAAAAGGUAAACAAAACAGAAUGUGAACCAAGAUCGUCCUCACUUGUUACUCCUUUAAUUGUGAUAGAAGAGGAUUAUGAGGCAGGAGGCAAAAGAAAAGAAUAUCUGGAUCAAAAAAUCAAUGAAGAGAAAGUAAAUAAGGACAAAGAAACAGAUGCUGCUGUGUGGUCAUCUGGAACAUCUGACAAAGUGUCCGGCAAGGUAAAAGAAGAUGAGCCCAAAGACAUCACUACUUCACCUCAACAUCCGGCAGUAUUUGCCAAGGUGGCAACUGCCGACCAAGCUUUAGCUCAGUUAUCCUCAUCUUCAAAUCCAGCAGUUUUUAGAAUGUCACACCACCCAGUGCUCCGAACAGAUAUAAAAGACAUUGACUCGGAAGAGGUCUUUGAAGCCAGAUUCAAGAAGCGGGAAUCAUCUUUGACCCGUGGUCUCAGAAAGCUAGCCAGAAACAAAUCAGAGGAAAAAUCACCUACACUGACCCGUAAGAUUGGUGGCAGAGACGACGAGGUUUACCGACCAGGGCGGGGUGGAGCACCUCUUGAAAUGGUCUCCAAAGGGCUACAGGAGAAAUCCAAAUCAGUUCAAGACCUGCGAGACGAUAAGGGGAAAGAAUCAGGCCUAAGCAUUAUGGGGAGGUUUUCAAUGCGAGGAAAGAGAUCAACAUCAGCUGAUAAACAAGUGGACAAGGCGAAAGAAGGAAAGUCUCAGAGCGCUCAGGAAAGUGCAACAACUAAACGUGUUACUUGGGCAAUUGGUCGUAGUAAAUCUUUGGACACAAAGGAGCCGGAAGCGAGAGAACAAACAAAAGUUGAUGAGUCUGCGGUAUCUGCUAUGAGGCGCAUGUUUGAGUCCAAAGUGGCUGGAAUCUCUGCCAAAAUAAGAAGCCAGUCUGAGGACAGGAAAAAUAAAGUUACAGAAGGAAGUCAAAAACAGCAGGAACUGAGGAGGCUCACAGAUUCUCCCAUCCUUGCAACACGACAAAUGUUUGAGAAAAAAGUCACGGGGAACCCAUCAAAAAUACGUAGUCUGUCGGACCAAAGAAAAGAGAACACAGAAGAAAAGAGGACACCUUUGUUUUCUCGUCAUCGGAACUCACAGUCUGAGGGGCGCAGUUUGAAAGGAAUGGAUCUGCCUGAGAAUCAGCUUGCAAAGCAAACAGGUGUAGGUACGUCGAAGGAAUCAAUCGAAUCUAGUUCCAGUGUUCAUUCAGAGAAAGAAAAUGACCGACGGUCUAGAUGGGACAGGUGGGGUCUGACCAAGAGCAAAAAGGAUAAAACACCUUCUCAGAAUGAGCUCAUUAUAGCCACCCAAAAAGGAGACACUUCCCAUUCUCAGAGGUUUGUCCGAUCCGCUUCGGACUUUCCGCCUGUCUUCCACAUCAAACUCAAAGACCAAAUCCUGUUGGAGGGGGAGCAGGUCACGCUCAGUUGCCUCCCUGCUGGAAGUCCACAUCCUGACAUAGAUUGGAUGAAAGAUCGGAAAGCACUGGACGCGGAUGACAGAAUCAGUUUGAUGUCCCAUCCAGAUGGAAGGCAGCUUCUUACCAUCCUCAAAUGCAGCCAGAGAGAUGCUGGGGUGUACGAAUGUAUAGCUACCAACCCCAUCGCUGCCAUCACCACUUCUUGUACACUGACAAUAGCUUUUGUUCCCAAGCGACCUGGAACCCCUGAAGUCCCCCAGACAUACAACAACACUGCCCUGGUCCUGUGGAAGCCAUCAGACACUAAACCACCAUGCAGCUACACACUGGAAAGAAAGACAGAAGGUGAUUCAACAUGGAAAACUGUUGCAACGGGAGUGGUUGACUGCUACUACAAUGUGACAGACUUACCACAAGAUGUGACAUUCCAGUUCCGUGUGUGUUGUGUCAACAAGGCAGGACAAGGGCCACACAGCAACUGUUCAGCUCCAAUUAAUUUGGACUCAUUAGCUGGAGUGGCUUUACCCGCGCUGGCUGUUGUUAAGACUGCAGACAUAACUGAUCCUUUGGUGACCACAUCAUGCCUCCUCUCAUCCACAUCCAUGACGACCAUCUCCACAGCUACCAUGACAGGGCAUGAAAAUGCAACUGCAUCAACCACAUCUUUUCCUCCAGCAGUAUUGCCAUCAUUCAAUGAGGCUUCCAGAGCCACAGCAACCUUGCCAUUGCCAUCUGCAAUAACAAAUACCCAGGAUGCUCCAAAAAUAAAUUACAAACUCCCUUCUGCACCGUUUUUAGCAGCCAAGCUCCAAAGUCCAGUCAACGUUGUGCCUCCUAUGACCCAGACCCCAACCACCAUCGUAACUCCUCCUUCAAGUCCCACCAAACCUGCUUCAACGCCCAUUUAUGUCCCCACUACCAUAGCUUCUAUGGCCCCAUCGCCAGCAUCCUUCUCCCCCAAAGUGCUCCAGGUAUCAAGCCUGAGCCCAAUUGGUCAAGGGACCUCCACGCCCACCAGAGGCACACCAUUAAUGCACUCGACAGCUCUGCGCCAAGGGGUUCCACAGAAACCCUACACCUUCCUGGAGGAGAAAUCCAGAGGUAGGUUCGGAGUCAUCCGUGAGUGCCGUGAGAACGCCACAGGCAAGAUGUACAUGGCCAAAAUAAUUCCCUACAGCCAAGAGAACAAAAAGGAAGUGCUGAAGGAGUAUGAGAUCUUAAAGUCUCUGCACAAUGAAAAAAUCAUGGCUUUGCACGAGGCCUAUGUCACACCACGCUAUGUCGUGCUGGUGGCUGAAUACUGCACUGGCAAAGAGCUGCUGCAUAGCCUCAUAGACAGGUUCCGUUACUCUGAGGAUGAUGUGGUUCAUUACUUGGUCCAGAUCCUUCAAGGAGUUGAGUACCUACACAACCGACGGGUGCUCCACUUGGACCUAAAACCAGACAACAUCAUGGUGACGAACCUCAACACCAUCAAGAUCACGGACUUUGGGAGUGCUCAAAGCUUCAACCCUCUCAGUCUCAAGGAGCAAAACCUAACUGCAGUUGCACUGGAAUACAUGGCUCCAGAGGUUGUGAAAGGCGAUGUAGUGGGGCCUCCUGCAGACAUUUGGACUAUUGGUGUUGUGACUUACAUCAUGCUCAGCGGGCAGCUUCCAUUUGAUGACAAAGAUCCUCAGCGUGUGAAAUCCAAGAUCCUUAUGGCAAAGUUUGACCCAACAAAACUGUACCCCAACGUUUCCCAAAGUGCCGCAGCCUUUGUGAAAAAGAUGCUCAGCAGUUACGCUUGGGCCCGGCCAACCACACGCGAUUGCUUCACACAAGCCUGGCUUCAGGACACUUACAUGAUGAAGCUGAGGAGACAGACUCUUACCUUCACCACAGGGAAACUCAAAGAAUUUGUGGUGGCGCAGCAGUGCCAUCGUGCUGAGAGCACAACGAAGCACAAGGUGCUGCUACGCAACUACCAGAGCACACCCCAGUUCCCGUCCUCAGGGCCUGGGCCACAUGUUCCUGACUCCAAGUGAAAUUCGUGGUAACGUUUUAAUUCCUGGUUCGAAAACGUCUCAUAUCACUCACAUCUCUCUCUCGGCUCUGUCGUUCAGUAGAAACACUCUUAAAUCUACAGUACAUACAGGAUUUUUACCUUUGAAAAUAAUUUGUUAAUCCUUACAUACUAUCUGGCUGGCGGCACAUUUCCAGCAAUAUCCACCAUUUUCAGUAAAACAAAUUCUAAAUCUGCUCAGUCAUCACAAAAUAUCACCAAUCUGAUUUUAUAUAAUACACCCCCCAUGCGAAUACACAAUAUUUUGAGCUGCUAAUUUAUAUUUGGAUUAUUUAAUUGUACUUACCUUCAUUUUAGAUCUCAAAGCCAUGUAACUUUUCUUUAAAACUGUUUACUUUUUUCAUGUUAAUUUAUUUGCAUGCGUGUGAGCAUAUAAAAAUUCCUGAAUACGUUUUCGACUCACUUAAGCAAACAAAAAGGUGUGUUUGUAGUUGAUGGAUAAGGAUCACACUGCAAAAAUUUAGGGUGCAAUAUAUGCAUCUGUGGUUGUAUUACAGGUAGGAUACACACUGGUUAAUUGGUGUAGUUCCUCAGUAUUAGCUUGGUGAAAUCUUCAGUCAGUGCCUAGAUUGGAGUAAAAUCCAAAAUUCUUGUAAUGUGUCUUCUGGUUCUAAUUCACACGUGAUGAGUUAGUUGAACAACCAUUUAGUACUGCUGUUGCUAUUUUUCAAGACAAACUCUGACCCAAACAAUAGCAUUUAAUGGAAGUGUUUGUGUUCUCUCGCAGCACUGUUUUAUAUGACUAUGAAUGUUUGGAGAUUUGUAAAUGUGCCAAUUUGCUGUGUUUAUAUGUGGGAAAUGUUUUUUUUUUUUUUUUCUCCCUCCAGACAAAGUCUGUAAUAAAGUACAAUU